AUGGCGUCUACUCUCAACAUGCUGUCUGCGCGCCAUAUACAGAAUAUGAGUGAUGCCAAAUCCCUCCAACAUCAUUGGGGAUAUCCGGAUCGAGCAGUCCCCUGUACCAACGAUGUGGGCUCCUGCGAAUAUUUGGACGUUGUUUACCAUUCGCACGACUUGGGAAUGAUGUACACGGGUAUUCUCUGGGCCACAAUCGGAGGCAUACUGUUUCUUUGGGGCAUAGGGAAACGUCUUUACCAGCCUUCCUACCAAUCCUUCCAACUGUCUGGCAGCCAGACGCGACCGACGAGCAGCCUGAUACGCUUGAAGAACACGAUCGCAUCCUAUGGUCGUCGAUACUUGCUCCCUGAUUGCCUAAGACCGGUCUUUGGUCGAACGACGCGCCUUCAGGUGCUGAUACUGCUUACCCUGACCGGAUACCUCACUGUGUGGACAUUCGUCGGUAUCGUCUACAAGAAAUGGGUCACGCCCGUCAAGAACAUGCCCGGAGUGUACAACACCCGCACCAGUCUUGGACCGUGGUCGGACCGAAUUGGCGUGCUUGCCUACGGUCUCACGCCCUUGUCGGUGAUGUUGGCAAGUCGGGAAUCCAUCUUGUCUGUGAUCACUGGCGUGCCAUACCAGCAUUUCAAUUUCCUGCACCGCUGGCUCGGAUACAUCAUCUUUGUGCAGGCGGGACUUCAUACAAUAGGAUGGUGCGUCGUUGAACUGAGACUUUAUCAGCCGCAGCCAACAGUCGGUCUCGAGUGGAUUGCACAACAGUACAUCAUCUGGGGAGUUAUCGCAAUGUUCUUCCUGACCGUCAUGCUGGUUCUCAGUACGCCAUGGGCCAUCCGCAGAACAGGCUAUGAAUUCUUCCGUAAGACGCAUUAUGUCUUUGCCAUGAUCUACAUUGGCGCAUGCUGGGGUCAUUGGGCCAAGCUCAACUGCUUCCUCCUACCGUCGCUUCUAAUAUGGUUCCUCGAUCGCGGGGUCCGCCUGGCUCGGACUGGGUUGCUACAUUACAAUUAUCUUCAAGGUGCCCGAUUUGGGUUUCGAAGUACCGCUGCCACUAUUACGCAUUUUCCAGAUGCUGACAAUGGUGAUGUGGUGCGCCUUGACUUCGACCACCCACAAGAACCCUGGAGCGUGGGACAACAUUUCUACCUUUGUUUUCCAGAGAUCAGUAUCUGGCAGUCUCAUCCUUUUACUCCAUGCAGCCUUCCCAAGCCGCAGGCGAAGAGUCAAGCACAUUCAUACAUCCUAAGAGCGAAGCAGGGCGCCACGAAAUCUCUGGCCGAGCUAGCCACCAAGAAGAGUAGCGCUGCCACCGUGACGAAAGAACUCGAGGAGAGGGUGGCGCCUACUGCUUCGGUGAUCUUGGCCGGGCCCUAUGGAGGCUCCAUUGUGGAUCAUUUGUUGCCAGAUACCAAUAUCCUCUGCGUGGCAGGGGGCACGGGGGUGACCUUUGUCCUUCCAGUGUUGCUCCAAGCUAUCAACGAAAAGGCUAUUCAGGAUAGAAAACUUGAACUCAUCUGGGUCAUUCGCAGAGAAACAGAUCUAUCCUGGAUCCAGCAAGAGCUCGACUCGUUACGCGGGGCGAUUUCGACGCAUAACUUGAGAAUCCGGAUCUUCGUCACCCGGCAAAUCUCACCUGAACACGGCGCUGGUGCGAAAGCUCAUGCCAAUACUCAAGUCCAUGUCUUGGAAGGCCAGAGCACGGUAUCCUCUUCCUCUCUCUCGUCGGCAGAUAAAUGCACAGGCUCAGGCGAGGGAUUAUAUACCAUUCAGCACCUCGGAGUGCCGGGGGCGGAUGCCAACUUGAGGCAUCCAGACUUGAGUGCGCUGGUUCGUGAGUUUGUAGGCUCCACGGUACGAGGCGCAACGAGCGUCUUCGCAAGCGGUCCUGGCGGGAUGAUUUCUGAUCUCCGAAGGACGACUGCGAGCUGUAACUCCGGGAAGAAGGUGUGGAAGGGAGACGAAAGAUUCGACAUCAAACUGGUCUGCGACGACCGCCUUGAAUGGUGA
This is a messenger RNA of Exophiala dermatitidis NIH/UT8656, 2010 nucleotides long. Its product is annotated as ferric-chelate reductase. Gene Ontology annotation, biological process: intracellular iron ion homeostasis; copper ion import; iron ion transport. Gene Ontology annotation, cellular component: plasma membrane. Gene Ontology annotation, molecular function: ferric-chelate reductase activity. Bases 1 to 2010 code for a protein of 669 amino acids. The transcript has a single exon. Lineage: Eukaryota; Fungi; Ascomycota; Eurotiomycetes; Chaetothyriales; Herpotrichiellaceae. The record is from RefSeq and is a predicted model, not a curated record.